Molecule: messenger RNA, 2160 nt
Organism: Corythoichthys intestinalis (scribbled pipefish)
Lineage: Eukaryota; Metazoa; Chordata; Actinopteri; Syngnathiformes; Syngnathidae
Gene: knop1
Product: lysine-rich nucleolar protein 1
Exons: 7
Coding region: 167-1921 (584 amino acids)
Source: RefSeq, a predicted model, not a curated record
UCAUCGAAUGGCACUGACACAAAAUGGCUGACAAAUGACGACAGCUCACAGCGCGCAGCUGGCAUCUAGCUCUGUAUAUAAAUAUAUGAUCGCUACGUGUUUCAUUGUCUUUAACGGAAGCAAAAUAAAUACUUCCGGGUCGGAAAGCGCUUUUACCCACACGUGAAUGAAUAAAGUGUGCAAAACCGAUCCUGACGAAGUGAUCUUUAUUUCUGAAAGGACUCCACGUACAAACCGCAAGAUUGAUGUCAUUAAUAAGGCAAAGAGACUUGCUCUGCAAAGAGACAUUGAUCUAGAAUCUCUCCCGAAACCGCAUUCUAAGCCAAAACCCAAGUGCGCUGCUGUGCAAAGUUCUGACAAGAAAAUGAGCAUUAAGAAUAAGGAUGUGACAGAUGAGAACAUUAAAAAGAAAGGCAAGAAACCCAAGAAAAAACUAACCUCUACUCCAAAAAUUCUCACCCCGACGGUUGCUGACGAUGUCCCACGGAGUGUAGAAAAGAAAAAGAAGAGAAAAAAAGAGGACUCAGCAGAAGUUGGGAUUGAGGAGAAACAGAAGAAGAAAACUAAAGAAGAAAGUGCUGAUAUUACAAAUGUAAAUGACAAAAAAGAAAAGAAAAAGCUCAUUGACAGAAAAGAGGGAACUCAGAAUGGCAAAAAGUCACCUAAAACUCACAUUAAACAUGAAACAGUCGGUCUUGACAACAAGAAAGUGGGGAAAAAAGCCAUGAAAGCAAAAAAAGACGCGCUUCUUACGAAUGGUUCCGAUGUUACAAAUGACAGUGCAUUUAUCAAAAAGAAAAAGAAAAUGGAUGAAAAAAGUGAACGUAAGAAGAAAAAAGUUAAAGAUGAGGUGAGACAAAUUCAAAAUGACAAUAUUACAACAGAGGCAAAAGCAAAGGUGUCCCGAAAAAACAAAGAACAGAAAAAAAUACCUGUUGAGAGUGAAGACGAGCACAAGAACAUUAAACACAAGACAAAGAGGAAAAGAGAUGUUGCUGAAGAGGGUGAAUCGACUAUAACAAAAAAGAAGAAAACUGUUAAAAUAGCUAAGAAUAAAGUAACUGCAGAAGCACCAGAUGGACAAAAGGCAGACGAGGAGAAGCUGAAGAAGAAGAAGAAACCUUCACCGGACAAUGAAGAACCUGAAGAAACACAGAAGGAAGAGACAUCUCCAAACAAAGAGGUUGUCGAAGAGGAAGGUAAGACGAAACGAAAGAAAAAAGGAGAAAAGGUCAAGAAGAGGAAGUCCUUCAAUCUUGGGGCAGAAGAAAAAACUGAAUCGAUUAGGAAGAAAAAACACAAAGUCGAAGAACCUAAAAGUGAAGAGACCGAAACCGGCCAAUCGAGCAAGAAAAGCAAGCGAAAGAAAAAGUCGUCUGUUCAGAGGGACAUACAGGCUGAGGAAUCCGAUUCAAGUUCGGGGAAAAAGUCUAAAAUAAAGAAGAAGAAACUUAGCAAAGAGUUGGAAAACCAGCAUACUUCCGAAGCAGAAGUGGUCUUUUUGUCAGCGAAGACCGGAAACACUGAUGAGGUUACCAUCAACCAGGAAAGACGGCAGGCUUUACAGCUUGACAUAGACAACGCCUCUCAGCCUCAACAAGCGGACAAACUUUCAGGUUUCGGUCAGUGGAGCACCGCUCAGUUUGAAAGCUCACAUCAGCAGCUGAAGUUCCUCAGGUUAAUGGGCGGCUUCAAGAAAGACUUCAAACCGGCUGCCGCUCCUGGUGCGGCGCAGCACAAUAUGGCACUUGGCAAGGAUGCACAGGAGCAUUUACAACAAGGACUCCUGGGAGAGUUUGAACGCGCCCACUCACGCAGAAUAGACUUUAACAGCAGAGGUGCAGGACUCGGUUUUAGUAAACCAUCCAAAAAAUUUUCGAUUGACAUCAAUACAUGUCGAUCUGUGCGCUUUGAUGACUGAACCCUGCUCUGUAGGUCUUGUUUUAGUCCUCUCGCAAAUAAAAUAAUUUUUUUACCCUGACAGUAAAUUUUCUUUAUAUGACCGACACUAGGUUGAAUUUUUUGUUGUUGUUGAAAUUUUGAAUUUAGUCAUAUUUUAUACAUCAUCGCUCUUGGAUAGCACACACUUCCAAAAUGACAAUCCUUUAGGAACUAAAUUUUACAUGCAAUCUUGAUUAAAAAGUAGGCACGUGCCGGUAU